AUUUUUUUUCUUUGCAGACCUGUAACGUGCGCGCCAGUAACUGCUUUACUUUUGAACGUGUUUUUCAAUAGAGCAUUCAGAUUGGUAAAUUGUAAUGUCCCUGAACCCUGUGCAAGUGUUGAAUUAUGGAGCCGAUGACGAGAAGGCUGAGGUCGCUCGUUUAUCGAGCUUCGUUGGUGCCAUCGCCAUCGGGGAUUUAGUCAAAUCGACCCUCGGGCCCAAAGGGAUGGAUAAAAUCUUGGUAUCCCAUGGACGCAGUGAAGGCAACAUUGAAGUCACGAACGAUGGGGCCACUAUUCUUAAAAAUGUUGGAGUGGACAACCCUGCCGCAAAGGUUCUGGUCAACAUGUCAAAAGUGCAAGAUGAUGAAGUCGGCGAUGGAACAACCUCGGUCACCGUUUUCGCCGCCGAAUUGUUGCGUGAAGCCGAAAAAUUAGUUUCGCUGAAACUUCAUCCACAAACCAUCAUAGCUGGCUGGAGAAAGGCGACAGAUGUUGCCCGUGAAGCUUUGCGAAAUGCAGCUGAAGACAACGGGGCGGAUGAUGUGAAGUUUCACGAAGAUCUCAUGAAUAUUGCUCGCACGACGUUGGGCUCAAAAAUUUUAUCGCAACAUAAGGAGAAAUUUUCGAAAUUGGCUGUCGAUUCAGUGAUGCGGCUUAGAGGCUCUGGCAACUUGGAUGCGAUUCAAAUCAUCAAGAAGACCGGGGCUUCCCUCGCCGAUUCAUUUCUUGACGAAGGUUUCCUUCUUGACAAGAGGCCCGGCGUUAAUCAACCGAAGCGAAUUGAAAACGCGACAAUCUUGAUCGCGAACACCCCGAUGGAUACUGACAAAAUCAAAGUUUUCGGAUCUCAGGUCCGCGUCGAUUCAGUCGCAAAGGUCGCCGAUUUGGAAUUAGCUGAGAAGGAAAAGAUGAAAGACAAGGUUGCAUUGAUUUUGAAACACAACAUCAACGUUUUCAUCAAUCGGCAAUUGAUCUACAAUUACCCCGAGCAACUUUUCUCCGAUGCCGGAGUCAUGGCAAUCGAACAUGCAGAUUUUGAUGGCAUUGAGCGGUUGGCGCUGGUGACAGGAGGUGAAAUUGUGUCUACUUUUGGUCAUCCAGAAUUGGUGAAACUUGGAAAGUGCGACUUGAUUGAAGAGAUCAUGAUUGGAGAAGACAAAUUGCUGAAGUUCUCCGGAGUGCCUUUGGGGGAAGCUUGCACCAUCGUUCUACGUGGAGCCACGCAGCAGAUCCUUGACGAAGCCGAACGCUCUCUGCACGAUGCCCUUUGUGUACUGCAGCAAACUGUGAAAGAAACGAGAAUCGUUUAUGGUGGAGGUUGUAGUGAAAUGUUGAUGGCAAACGCAGUUUGGAACGCCGCAGCCACCACCCCAGGAAAAGAGUCGGUCGCGAUGGAAGCUUUUGCCAGAGCUCUUACGCAGCUGCCGGUGGCCAUCGCAGAUAAUGCUGGCUACGAUUCCGCCCAGCUAGUUUCCGAACUUAGAGCCGCCCACGCGUCCGGGGAUAGCACUGCCGGUUUGGAUAUGAUCAAUGGUUGUAUUGGGAACAUGAAGAAAAUCGGCAUUACCGAAUCCUUUCAAGUGAAGCGACAAGUUCUCCUGUCCGCAGCGGAGGCCGCAGAAAUGAUCUUACGCGUGGACAAUAUUCUCAAAGCUGCCCCACGACAGCGUACGGACGACCGUGGCUUUUGCUAGAGAAAAAACUAAGAUGUCGAGAAAGUGCUUCAAGGGGAUGAGAAGUGAGAUGUAACAAGAUUCUGCCAAUCCUGUGUUUAAAGGACAUUAAAAAAAACUCGAAAUGAUUCCAAUUUCUCAACCGUAACGAGCAAAUAAUCGGGGACAAUUAGAAUCACAGUGGCACCGGAAGACGCCGAGCUUUUUCCUGAUUUUUGCUUGCGCCCAUUCCGUUAACAUUUUUCGUUUAACAAUUGGCGCGUCCGCUUUCUCGAGAACACCCCUCGGAACGAAACGAAUCUUGCACGAAGCAUUAAUAAAAGACGGUCGAAUGUUCGAUCUUGAAGUGAAAAAAAAA
Molecule: messenger RNA, 2033 nt
Organism: Notodromas monacha
Lineage: Eukaryota; Metazoa; Arthropoda; Ostracoda; Podocopida; Cyprididae
Source: the annotation of a GenBank genome assembly